AUGACGGACACGGGUGAUGCAAAACAACCAAAAAAGCUCGUAGGAAGAAGACGACAAAAGGCAGAAAAUCCUAUUGAAAUCGCCAACAACAUCUCAGACGAUGAGUUUACUGCACAGUAUCUAAAACCCAGUGACGGUUGGUCGGAAUGGAAACAUCCCAAAAGCGAAGCAACCCUUACUCUGAGUCUCGUACGGCCUACACGUAUGAGUGAUGAGGAUUUGGAAGCAUGUUACAAUUUGGUGGACGAGACAAGCGGUGCAGACUACCGCAACUCCUCACUCGGGUGGCACCCGGCUACAAAAAAGAAGGAGAUGCGUUCGCCAGAUCUCAGAUACAUCUUGGUAAAGGACGGACAAGGCACUAUAAAAGGGUUUACGUCCUUUAUGCCCACAUUUGAGAACCAUGAAGCCGUGGUUUACUGCUAUGAGAUUCACUUGAAUCUGGAAUUGCAAGGAACUGGGCUAGGCAAACAACUCAUGGGUUAUUACAUGGACGUUGCAGAGAACAUACCAAGUAUAGAAAAGGCCAUGCUCACGUGUUUUGUGAGCAAUAAAUCUGCACUCAAAUUCUACGAGAAACUUGGGUUCACAAAAGACGAUUAUUCCCCCAGGGAGAGGAAAUUAAGAGGAGGAAAGGUGGUGGUGCCCGACUAUGUGAUACUUAGUCGACCAACGGCCGCAAAAAAGGUCGACGAUUCACGAGCUCAUCAGCCUGAACGUUAA
Messenger RNA from Fusarium poae, 723 nucleotides. RefSeq lists its product as uncharacterized. Gene Ontology annotation, cellular component: nucleus. Lineage: Eukaryota; Fungi; Ascomycota; Sordariomycetes; Hypocreales; Nectriaceae. Gene Ontology annotation, molecular function: histone H2A acetyltransferase activity; protein N-terminal-serine acetyltransferase activity; histone H4 acetyltransferase activity. The record is from RefSeq and is a predicted model, not a curated record. Bases 1 to 723 code for a protein of 240 amino acids. The transcript is spliced from 3 exons.